Molecule: messenger RNA, 746 nt
Organism: Schistocerca gregaria
Lineage: Eukaryota; Metazoa; Arthropoda; Insecta; Orthoptera; Acrididae
Exons: 2
Coding region: 20-721 (233 amino acids)
Biological process (GO): regulation of transcription by RNA polymerase II
Cellular component (GO): mediator complex; core mediator complex
Molecular function (GO): transcription coregulator activity
Source: RefSeq, a predicted model, not a curated record
CAGACACCCACGCCGCGGGAUGUCUGUCAAAUCCGAACUCAGUUACAAACUCCAGACGUUCAUGAGGCUCUCUAUCCAACUCAUUCGCGCCAUUGGCGACAUGAACCGCGGCCUAACCGUCCCUGAAGAACCGGAGGUGAUCAUGGAAAAAAUUAUUUCUGUGGAUCGGCAAAUGCGAGAAAACGUGUCAAGACUGAAGGAACACCAGCAAUUUCAAAAAGGCAUUCUCAGGCUCCAGAGCAAAAUUCAAGACCGCCACGCCGACAUCAUGGACCUGGCCAUAAGAAUCCUAACGGCCGAACUCCUGCUGAGGCAGGCAGUCGACGAACUUCGACCGAGCGUAGAAUUGGUGAAAAAUACAAGCAGAAUUCGCGACCGAGUUCGUCUUGAUGACGUCGUGCAAUGUUCCUACAACAUCGCCUACAACACGGGCCUAUUGGACGUCCCACACAUCCCAGAAGCACCUCCGAGGAUUGCAUUCCAGGUGCCCUUUCCAGAAGAGCGGACUAUGCGGGCGACGAGGAUCUACGACGCGUACUUCUCAGAGCGCGAGGGAGUCCGAGCAGACACGCAGACCGAGGCGAGGGAGUCCGUGAUGAAUCUGCUCGACAUUGGGUUCGAGGCAAAUUCGGACGCCGAGUCGCUGAAGGCCGAAAGGGAGAAUUCGAAAGAGGAAACAACGCAGUUUGUCCUCGGAUUCUCAGACGAAGAGAACGAUUGAUAAAUACAAAGGAGAGCGACACCGA